Molecule: messenger RNA, 1794 nt
Organism: Epinephelus fuscoguttatus (brown-marbled grouper)
Lineage: Eukaryota; Metazoa; Chordata; Actinopteri; Perciformes; Serranidae
Gene: f9a
Product: coagulation factor IXa
Exons: 8
Coding region: 45-1643 (532 amino acids)
Biological process (GO): blood coagulation; proteolysis
Cellular component (GO): extracellular region
Molecular function (GO): serine-type endopeptidase activity; calcium ion binding
Source: RefSeq, a predicted model, not a curated record
AUUGUGAGUGUACAUGAGCAAACAGAGCUCUGUACUUUGGAGUGAUGGUCCAGUGUUUUAGUGUCGGGAUACCAGAGCUUUUUGGAAUGGAACUAGUUUCUUUGCCUUUUUUAUGUUUGCUGCUUUUGGACUUUCAGCUGAGCUAUGGAGCCCCAGCUCCAGCCUCAGGCACAGUGUUUCUGUCCAGUCAGAUGGCCGACAGCAUUCUGCGGAGACAAAAGCGCUACAACACUUUUUUUGAGGAGGUGCUGGAAGGCGACAUGGAGAGAGAGUGUGUAGAGGAAGUAUGUGACCUGGAAGAGGCCAGGGAGAUCUUUGAGGAUGACAGAAAUACAAUGGAGUUCUGGGCAAGAUAUGUAGAUGGCGAUCAGUGUAAAUCAAACCCAUGUCUGAACCAGGGGACAUGCAAUGACCACCUUGGCUUCUACACCUGUGCAUGUCUGUCUGGUUUCACUGGCAGGAACUGUGAAAUCGUUGUAGCCAGAAGGUGUGAUUUGAACAACGGAGACUGUAUGCACUUCUGUGAAUCAAUGGGAACCUUUGGAGCAAAAUGCUCCUGUGCAAGAGGCUACAAGCUGAUAGAGGAUGGAGUUAACUGUGAAGCACAAGCUGAAUUUCCAUGUGGCAUAACUGCCCUGACAGAGGUGAGCUUAGGAUUAAGAAGGUCUCUGUUCGGCCAUGGGAAUGCAAGCCAGCAUAACACCACCUCCCUGACCAGCAACACUACUACAACCUCUUCCUCGACUCCAGCCAGUACCCCCAUGCUUUUUCCUACCACAAAUAUCCCCGUAGAGUACCACUCCAUUAAGAAACUGCCCCUGUGGAUGAACCGUGAGGCUGAGGUCCCCAGUGAUGAGCUACCCAGGCCUUUUAAACGCAUUGUAGGUGGCGAGGUGGUAUUGCCAGGAGAGAUCCCAUGGCAGGUAGCCUUGAUAGCACGUCCCAGUGGUCAGUUAUUCUGUGGGGGCUCCAUUCUCAGUGAACGGUGGGUUAUCACUGCUGCUCAUUGCCUGGUGGAAGCACAAGGCUCCUUCUUUGUCAGAGUAGGGGACCAUAACAUCUACCUCCACGAGGACACUGAGCAGGAUUAUGAGGUGUUGGAGCAGCACAUACACCCACGUUACAACAGCACUGUGAGCUUGUACAACCACGACAUCGCCUUGCUGUACUUAAAGAGCGCCAUCACUUUCUCUGCAAGAGUCCGACCCAUCUGCAUCGGGCCCAUGGCUUUCACUGACGCCCGAGUGAAGGACUCCUCCCCAGCCACGGUCAGCGGCUGGGGCCGAACGCGCUUCCUUGGAUUCACGGCCAACUCUUUGCAGAAGGUGGAGGUUCCCUUCACAGAUCGGACAGAGUGUAAGCGGAGCAGCAGUUCAAGGAUCACUCCCUUCAUGUUUUGCGCAGGAUACUAUGACGAGGCCAAAGAUGCCUGUCAGGGGGACAGUGGAGGUCCUCACGCAAACAAAUUUCAUGACACUUGGUUCCUUACGGGCAUUGUGAGCUGGGGGGAAGAAUGUGCAAAGCAGGGGAAAUAUGGUGUGUACACACGGCUGUCCCUUUAUUACCGCUGGAUAAACCAUAUUAUGGGAUUAACUAAACACAGGCUGGCACUUGAUGUGGAAGAACCUGACCCUGAAACUUAAAGGUUAUAGAUUUUAAGAAUAUAAAUGGUAUACAAAUGUUCCUUUUAUUGUUUGAUACUCUUAACUUCACAGGAUAUGAGGGGAUACUUUCAUGAUUUGAUAUGUCCUUUUGUACUGUAUUAACCAAAUAAUAAGAAAUAAAUCACAUCAA